Messenger RNA from Trematomus bernacchii (emerald rockcod), 636 nucleotides. RefSeq names its product pre-rRNA-processing protein TSR2 homolog. Bases 86 to 598 code for a protein of 170 amino acids. The transcript is spliced from 5 exons. The record is from RefSeq and is a predicted model, not a curated record. Gene Ontology annotation, cellular component: nucleus. Gene Ontology annotation, biological process: maturation of SSU-rRNA from tricistronic rRNA transcript (SSU-rRNA, 5.8S rRNA, LSU-rRNA). Lineage: Eukaryota; Metazoa; Chordata; Actinopteri; Perciformes; Nototheniidae.
UGCUUCUGCCUGUGUUUACUGUGUGAUCGACUGCUUCUGCCUGUGUUUACUGUGUGAUCGACUGCUUCUGUCUGAGUGAUCCAACAUGGCGACCCCCGCAGCAUCACGUGUUCUGUUCUCUGAGGCGGUGAGAGAGGUGCUGCUCAGCUGGCCGGUUCUACAGAUCGCGGUGGAUAAUGGGUUUGGAGGCGUGUACGGGACGCAGAAAGCUGAUUGGAUGGUGGAUGUGGUGCAGCAGUUUUUCCAUGACAACGCCGACCUGCAGCGCGGAGAAGUUGAAGACUUCCUGUCCGACAUCAUGAACCAAGAGUUCAACACAGUGGUGGAGGACGGGAGUUUACCUCAGCUGUGUGACGCUCUGCUGCAGAUGUUCUCUCAGUGGCAGCAGGGGGCGCUGCAGACGCUCAGAAACACCAUCGACUCCUUGUCUCAGAAGAAGAGUGAGAGGGCAAAGGUCACGCCCCCCCCCCCUCAGUCUGAUGAAGAUGAGGAUGAAGAACCUCAGGUGAUGGAGUGUGAACCCUCUGCUCCGUCAGUCAGCAGGAAAGCAGACCCUCCUGAGGAAGAGGAGGGCUGGACGGUGGUGAAGAAGAAGUGAAGAGGAGUGUGUGUGUGUGUGUUUUUAAUAAACCUGUU